AUGCAGAAGAACCAUGAGAAACCUGAGGAUCGUGCCAAUAGAAACCUCACAGUGUCCAACAAGGACAAGUGCCCAUCUCCAUGGUGCAGACCAGGAACUUGCUGGCUGAGGAGCAGCCCUGCUGGGAAGCACCUGGGAGUGGUGGUGGGUGCCAAGCUGGACAUGAGCCAGCAGCAUGUGUUCAUUGCAAACAAGGCAGCUGUGCUCUGUGGAGCGAGACAGGUCGAUGGACGCUGGUACCCUCCCCUUCCUGGCACUGUUUAUUUCCGUGAAGCCAGUACUUGCGCAGUGAACACUUCUGAAAGCGUUAUAAAACCCCUUACUUUUGAACAGAUUAUUGUUGGUAAAUACAGUAACUCCAAAGAAAAAUGCAAACCUGAUACUGUGAAUGCUAACACUUCAAUAGCAAUCCAGAUGUGUUCCAGAGAAGGAAGAACUCCUACUCUAGAGCCCUGCCCCCUCCCCCCCCCCCCCCCAAUUCUGAAUUGUAAUAAAAAUCUGGACUCCCUAGCCUCACAGCUGCAGAUUUCAGCAACUUCUUGGCUAAUUGCAAGCAGCACACAAACCCUCAUCCCCACGCCAGAGCAGCUGCCCACACAGAACAUCUCGGCUGCUGCCAGCGGCGCGGGGCAGAUUCCAAACAAGCCAAAUGUUUCAGGAGACUCUCAGGCAUCUGUGGCAGUGAUGGCUGCAGUGAGUUAACUCUUGGAUGCCAACGAAACAGAAUUCAAGCACAAUAAUCUUGUCAAUGUUACAAGCAGCCUCAUGAAAACAAUGGAGUAAUUUUCUUUGAGUGGCACCAUUUCACAGCCAAACAUUGCAAUCCAGUCUGCUCCACUGAAAUUAAGCUCCUCUACAAUUCUGUUUUUGGCAUAGCGAAGUAAGUCUGUGUGUGUUGUUGGAUUUACCUGGACAAGGCGGUAUGUACCA
Falco peregrinus (peregrine falcon) is the source of this 930-nucleotide messenger RNA. RefSeq names its product adhesion G protein-coupled receptor G7 (gene ADGRG7). Lineage: Eukaryota; Metazoa; Chordata; Aves; Falconiformes; Falconidae. The record is from RefSeq and is a predicted model, not a curated record.